UCUCCGCCGAGACCACCCCAGAGGAUGGAGUUUGUUCCCGCCCCUCCAGUGCACCGUGUGCUGUGUGCAGAUUGCGGUACCCCCAUCGUCCCCAACUCUGCCAAUCUUUGCGUCGCGUGCUUGAGGAAUACUGUCGAUAUCACUGAAGGGAUACCGAAGCAAGCUUCCGUCGCAUUCUGCAGGAAUUGCGAACGCUUCCUCAAUCCGCCGCAAAACUGGACAAUAGCAAGACCGGAGUCAUCUGAGCUGCUGUCGAUAUGCUUGCGCAAGUUGAAGGGGCUGAACAAAGUGCGGCUGACGGAUGCGCACUUCAUCUGGACGGAGCCGCACUCGAAACGGUUGAGGGUAUCUAUCACGAUACAGAAAGAGGUCCUUACGAACACGAUCCUUGAACAGACGUUCGAGAUCGAAUACCUUGUCCAGUACGGCCAAUGUCCAGAUUGCGCAAGGCUUGCGGCGAAGGAUACCUGGAAAGCCCUCGUUCAAGUCCGUCAGAAAGUCCCCCACAAACGCACCUUCCUCUACCUCGAGCAGCUCAUCCUCAAACACAACGCCCAAAAAGACACCAUUUCCGUCAAGGAGGUCCGCGAUGGCCUCGACUUCUUCUAUAGUAAUCGCGCACACGCUUUGAAGAUGGUCGAGUUCCUUAAUGGCGUCGUCCCGAUCCGGUCCAAGUCAUCAGAGCGACUGCUCUCCUCGGACACGCACACGAAUACGGCGAACUUCAAGCACACGUAUUCCGUCGAGAUCGUACCCGUGUGCAAGGAGGACCUGGUGUGCAUACCACAAAAGCAGGCAAGGUCGUUGGGCAACCUUAAUCCCCUAGCCCUUUGCAUACGAGUAGGCAGCUCGCUGCAGCUGCUCGACGUCGCGACGCUACAGACGGCGGACAUCCCCGCGCAGGUGUACUGGCGCGCACCGUUCGAGUCGCUUGCCAGUGUGCCCGACCUCGUUGAGUUCACGGUCCUCGAUGUCGAGCCCGAUUACUCGCGUGCCAAGGGCCGAUUGGUCCCCGCCGACGCGCAGGUCGCCCUCUCCGGCGCGUUCCGCUCGAAAGCCUCGGGCGGCCACUCCUCCUCCGACAUGGACAUGGACUUCGACGACGCCGGGAGCACGUCCCAGAUCUUCCACACGCGCACGCACCUGGGCGGCAUCCUCCAGCCCGGCGACGCCGCGCUGGGCUACUUCCUCACCUCCGCGAACUUCAACUCAGACGACUUCGCCGCGCUGCCCGCGGAGCGCAUCCCGGACCUGGUGCUCGUGAAGAAGGCGUACCCGAACCGGCGGAAGAAGAACCGGGCGCGCAACUGGCGGCUGCGGAGCAUCGGGAAGGAGGCGGGCGAGGAGGGCGAGACGGGCGCGGGCCGCGGCGUCGUGGGUCGCAUGGGCGGGCGCGACCAGAAGAAGGUGGACGAGGACUACGAGCUGUUCCUGCGCGAGCUCGAGGAGGACCCGGAGCUGCGCGCGACGGUGAACCUGUACAAGGCGGGCGACGUGAAGAUGAGCGAUGGUGCCGCAAGGCCGGCGGGCGCGGGCAAGAAGCGCGCCCAGUUCGCGAUGGAGGUCGACGAGGCGGGGCAGGAUAUAGAGACAGAGGCGGAGGAUGAGCCGGACUUCCCCGACGUGAAGCUCGACGAGUUGCUGGAAGGGUUCGACGAGAUGACGCUCAACGAGAAUGAUGUGGCGGCAGUGGUCAGUUAGAUAGUUCCAGGUAUUCUCCAGGUCACCUAUGUAUAUGGUAUACGUACGGUACUGUCUUGUCAGCUAUCCGAGUCGACGGUAGAAGAUUGAGUCACGGCA
Molecule: messenger RNA, 1800 nt
Organism: Schizophyllum commune H4-8
Lineage: Eukaryota; Fungi; Basidiomycota; Agaricomycetes; Agaricales; Schizophyllaceae
Product: 60S ribosomal export protein NMD3
Exons: 5
Coding region: 25-1701 (558 amino acids)
Biological process (GO): ribosomal large subunit export from nucleus
Cellular component (GO): nucleus; cytoplasm
Molecular function (GO): ribosomal large subunit binding
Source: RefSeq, a predicted model, not a curated record